CUGUUACAACGAGCCACAAUGGAGACUAAAUAGGAACUCGAGCGAAAUAUCCGGGCGUUUUAUUUAUUUAAAACAGUAAGUUACAAGUGUAUCAGCAGCGUCAUAAAUCUCCAGCUCAUACAUUGACAAGUAAUCAGAAAAAGAGGUUGCCGACAGAUUGUUGAAGUGUUUCUACAAGUGUUUUGAACAAGGAAAUCGUCUCAGGCUAACGUUAUGUAGCAAGCUAAUCACAUUUAUCCAUUCGUCAACUCAGCUAUCAUUUCAAGGACUGUUACAAAUAUUUCAACAAGGCAUGACUGAGUAUAAACUUGUGGUGGUCGGGGCAGGAGGCGUGGGGAAGAGCGCCCUCACCAUCCAGCUCAUCCAGAACCACUUUGUGGAUGAAUAUGAUCCAACCAUUGAGGACUCCUACAGAAAACAGGUGGUGAUUGAUGGCGAGACAUGUCUGUUGGACAUCCUGGACACUGCAGGUCAGGAGGAGUACAGCGCUAUGAGGGACCAGUACAUGAGGACAGGAGAGGGCUUCCUCUGUGUGUUCGCCAUCAACAACAUCAAGUCCUUUGAGGAUGUUCACCUCUACAGAGAGCAGAUCAACCGGGUGAAGGACAGUGACAGCGUCCCCAUGGUGCUGGUGGGGAAUAAGAGCGACUUAAGUUCCCGCUCGGUGGAGACGCGGCAGGCGCAAGAGCUGGCACGAACCUACGGUGUGCCGUUUGUUGAGACCUCUGCCAAAACCAGACAGGGUGUAGAGGAAGCUUUCUAUUCACUCGUACGGGAGAUUAGAAGAUAUAAAGAGACCAAUCGCAGCAACAAGAAGAGCAAGAAGAACACUCAGAGACGUUGCAUAAUACUAUAGCAAACCACAAACAAGCAUCCCACAGAUGCAGCACUUGUUUCACGCUCCCCCUCUCUCACACACACACACACACACACACACCCACACACACCCACACACCCUGCACCUCCUCUGUCACUUCAGAGACAUCCAGAACAGCUCUGGACAGGGAAGCUGAUCCAGUCUCCUGUGGUCAGUUUUUAGUUAAAGGCGUACUAUGCAGGAUUUGUUGGUUGCUGUACUCAAACAUUGCUCAACAACACCAGAGCGUGCUGUGAGCAGAGGCGGUCAAGUGAGCUGGAGAGUGAAUGAAGAGGAGCAAUGGUAGCGAGAACAAAGAUGGGGAUCAGAUAAAUAAAAUAUUAUUUUCUGAUUGUUUCACAGCGGUUGCGUUCUUAAGUAAACACGUGCGUGUGAAAGUGCCACAUUGCUGGAUUUUUUUUGUGAAUACUGAGCUUCAUCCUCUGUGGCCUCUUUGCUCUGUGUGUGUGUGUGUAGCUCAUCCUUCGGUCAAACGCUCACACAGACCUGCUGCUCUUUAUACAUGAUACAGACAGAGAGACUGAGACAGUGAAGUAACCUGUUCACUACGGGUCCUGACCUCACACCCUAUGUGUUGUUAUUGGCUGGGGGCUUAAAUCCUGCAUAGCAUGCCUAUAACAAUAUGCCGCAACAAGACUGGCCAUUUAUUCAUCCAAUGUGCAGUGUCCAUUUAACGCUGUGAAUUCUGUUGGUUUAUGUUCUGAUGACCAAACAACCAGAAAGUGCAGUUUUAAGUUGAGUUUUGUUUUGUUUGUUUUUCUUUUUGGUUACAGCCAGCAUUUGUGAAAACUUAAUUUGAGUUUGUCAUUCAAGAACCUAAGUGACAAUAAGUCUGGAAAGAUCAUUUCUCCGUCUAUAAUUGUGAUUUGUCCGGCCAGUGUUUCUACAGACAGUUCAGCUCCUGUUCAGGGGUUCACAGCGGUGCGUUGCUGCACUUUGCAUUGUCACAUCAGGUGAUCCAACUCAAAAUGAUUUUAGGAGUCAACACAUUUAGUGUGGUGAAAUUUGUCAUGUGAUUUGCUUAGUAUGCAUCUGUCUUAAUGGAGCCCCACAAAAAAACAUGAAAAUCCUCCUACUGACGAGGAUAGAGUUCACCUAUGAAAAUAUUGAUUGUAGACAGAUGAUUGGCCAAAACUUUCUGAAAGUUGAGAAAAUAGUUGUUUUCUGCUUGUUUCUUUUUUUGGUCUAGUUUUGUUUUUUUUACAGGUUACUGUCCUCUGAUGGUUGAAACACAACAGCAAUAUCAAAGACCACAUCAAUGAAAAUGCUGUAAAAGGACACUUCAACCACAGUAACAAAGCCUCAAAAUAGUGUUUAUUGUAGGGUUUAGGAUUGGUUAGUGCCAAUUGAAAAGUUAACUCAGGAAUAUCAGAAAGUGAGGAAUAACAGACUAGAGCUGUGUCCAAUGAUCGGUUGAGAUAGGAUGUUUACCCCAUCGUCAGCUUAUUGUUGAACCUCUGUUUGUCCCACACAGUCACACUGUAUUCCAAAGUCGUUUUUUAUUGGUCAGUUCCAGUUUUGUUGCAGUUGUCAAGUCGCUGUGUCCAAAUUCUGUUGAAACGCAAACAUCGGACAUGUAGCAUGUGAAAAUGUGCACGUGGUACGACAUAUAAACCACAGCUGAUGUUGAAAUCAGCUCCUAGUUGAGCAGGAAGAGUUCAGACACAGCAACGCUCAUGUUAUCUGAUCAUACUUGAUGCUGGAUGAUAAGGAUAUUCAAUAGAGCAACCAUGUUUUAUAGCUGUUUGUCUUCUUUGAUAAGUAGUCACCCUAAAUGUAAUGGAUUGUUAAAUUUCUAUUUUUGUAGCAUUACCAAUAGCUUUCCCCACUUAAAAAAAAAAAUGCAUUAAUAACCUGCUGCCAUCAGUUAUUUUAAGUUAAAGUAAAUAACUUCAGUUGCAUCCUUAUAACAUGUGAGUCCAUCCAUGGAGGGCUCCCACUUAUCCACCAAGUGUCUGUUUCAUUAUCCAGACUGUUAAAAUAUGGAGCGACUCUUAAAAGGUUUGAAAACCUGACCUGGUCCGAACAAGUCUCUCACUGACAGCUGUGUAAAAUCUGUAAUGAACAAGUUGAGGUCCUUUACAUUGUCUGUUUUGUUUAUCUAAUCUUGGCUCUUUACAGAUAAGAUUUACCAGAGGAUAUGUGUAUUUUUAAAAAGAUGGACAAUACAAGAACUCAUCUCAAACACACAAGGUGAAGCGCGCAUCUGAUUUGUAAGCUCUGACAAAUAAAUCUUUUUGUCUUAAACGAAGUAAGGUCAAUCACUACAUCUAAAUACCCACUAAUUUUGUGCCAUGCCCAUUUAAAAGAGGGUUGUUUCAGCCUCUGGUACCACAUCAUUUGUAAGAAAGGGAUAUGGUUUUUUUUAGGUUUUACUGGGACAAUAAGGUAGAAGAGGAAGGAGAUCAAGUUCUUCUUUUCAUUUCUGUGAAAUUACACACAAUAUGACGUCAGUUAAAACUGGGUCAUACACUAUAAACCCCUAUACAAACACACGUGUCUCACUCAGCAUCUUUGGGUUUUUCCCCCAAUGGGGUUUUCAUGAAAGGGCAACUCUGUCUUCUAAUGGAAGAUGGUUCCCUCUA
Molecule: messenger RNA, 3462 nt
Organism: Scomber scombrus (Atlantic mackerel)
Lineage: Eukaryota; Metazoa; Chordata; Actinopteri; Scombriformes; Scombridae
Product: GTPase KRas
Exons: 5
Coding region: 293-856 (187 amino acids)
Biological process (GO): Ras protein signal transduction
Cellular component (GO): plasma membrane
Molecular function (GO): GTPase activity; GDP binding; GTP binding
Source: RefSeq, a predicted model, not a curated record